This is a messenger RNA of Sorghum bicolor (sorghum), 2475 nucleotides long. Its product is annotated as protein DETOXIFICATION 45, chloroplastic. The transcript has 14 exons. The record is from RefSeq and is a predicted model, not a curated record. Gene Ontology annotation, cellular component: membrane. The coding region runs from base 290 to 2059 and encodes 589 amino acids. Gene Ontology annotation, molecular function: xenobiotic transmembrane transporter activity; antiporter activity. NCBI's taxonomy places the organism in Eukaryota, Viridiplantae, Streptophyta, Magnoliopsida, Poales, Poaceae. Gene Ontology annotation, biological process: transmembrane transport.
CCCUGCUUUGCUCCGGCCUCACUGGUGCUAUGGGCGCGCGCUCAGGCCGAGGCAGCCAGCCCAACGCGUGCGCCGCGCACGGCCAAAACCCCGGCGCGCGGGCGGAGCCACCAAAAAACCGCCGCCUGUCCGCCUCCACCUUCCCGUGCUCUCCCCGCCGCCUCGGCAUCGUAGUAGCCAAAAACGGCAGCGAGACGCGCGCUGUCUCUUGGCAAACCACCCCGCCACCCCUUCGCUCGUUCGAUUGCUCUGCGAGCUUAUCCGACGCCGCGGUCACUUGAGAGCCCCGAUGGAGUUCGCCGCCGGCGCUGGGGUGGCCCCGCGCCUGCGCCUGCGCUCGCUGCCCGCCGGCCCCGUCCCCGGCCGCAGCGGCCGGGUCAUGGUGGGCGGCGGAGGAGCGAUCGGCAUCGGCUGGGCCCGCCGCGCGACCGCGCCGGGGCUCUCGCUGGCACCCGCCGUCGCGAGACGGGCGGUCUCCGCGGCGGGAGGAGGCCACCUGCUUCACGGGCGCGUCGUCGUUCGCUCAACCGGCGACGGCGGCGGCCGUGUGGGGUUCCGCGGCGAGGACGCCGAGGGUGAUCGAUCACCCGCUGCGCGCGCCUCACCGUUGGAUGGCGCGAAGGGCGCGACUCCUGCGCCCAAUGUAGUUCGGGAUCAUCCUGGAGGAAUUAGGAAGGACCUCAUGAAUCUGGCCGUACCGGCCAUAGUUGGACAAGCAAUCGAUCCUGUGGCGCAAUUACUGGAAACCGCAUAUGUUGGCCGCCUAGGUCCUGUGGAGCUGGGCUCAGCUGCCGUUGGAAUGUCAGUAUUCAACAUUAUAUCAAAGCUCUUCAACAUACCCCUCCUAAGUAUCACGACAUCAUUUGUGGCUGAAGAUGUGUCAAAACACGACUCUUCCAAGUCUGCUUCGGGAAAUAUAUCUGACAAGAUUGGAGAAAGGAAGAGGCUUCCUUCAAUUUCUUCUGCUUUACUCUUGGCAGCUGCAAUUGGUGUCAUUGAAGCCUUGGCUUUGAUUUUGGGGUCUGGAAUACUCCUCAAUAUUAUGGGUGUCUCACAUGCAUCAGCUAUGCACAAUCCAGCAAGGCUAUUUCUUUCUGUAAGAGCACUUGGUGCUCCUGCUGUUGUUGUUUCAUUGGCUAUCCAAGGUGUGUUUCGUGGAUUGAAAGAUACAAAAACACCUCUACUUUACAGUGGUUUGGGCAACAUCUCAGCUGUGGUUCUGCUUCCUUUUUUUGUGUAUUACCUGAACCUUGGAUUGACUGGAGCUGCACUUGCAACUAUUGCUUCACAAUAUGUUGGUAUGUUUCUACUUCUUUGGUCUUUAAGCAAGAGAGCAGUUCUAUUACCACCGAAAAUCAAAGACCUAGAGUUUGUUGGGUACAUAAAAUCUGGUGGCAUGCUGUUAGGGAGAACCCUUUCAGUUCUGAUAACAAUGACUCUUGGGACUGCAAUGGCUGCUCGGCAAGGCACAGUAGCUAUGGCCGCUCAUCAAAUAUGUCUGCAAGUUUGGCUGGCAGUAUCAUUACUUUCGGAUGCAUUGGCUGUUUCUGCCCAGGCACUGAUUGCAAGCUCAUUUGCUAAACUUGACUAUGAAAAAGUGGAGGAGGUCACGUUCUAUGUAUUAAAGGCAGGAGUGUUCGUUGGUAUCGCUUUAGCACUUCUUCUGUUUGCCUCUUUUGGUAGACUUGCAGAAGUAUUCUCCAAAGAUCCCAUGGUUAUACAAAUCGUGAGGGGUGGUGUUUUGUUUGUUAGUGCUAGCCAGCCUAUCAAUGCCCUUGCUUUUAUCUUUGAUGGACUCCAUUUUGGUGUCUCAGACUUCUCAUACUCAGCUUCCUCCAUGAUGGUAGUUGGGGCAAUAUCCUCUUUGUUUUUGCUGUAUGCUCCACAAUUUUUUGGGCUUCCUGGUGUUUGGGCUGGCCUGGCUCUUUUCAUGAGUUUGCGUAUGACUGCUGGAUUUAUGAGAUUGGGAUGGAGAGCAGGGCCUUGGUGGUUUUUGCACAAGAAAGAACCCAAAUAUAAGUUAGUGAAAAUGCAGCAUUUUUUUAAUGCUUACCAUUGAGUCAUGCUGCAAUCAAGGAAAUGUUGAUCUCUGGAACUGAUUAAUCAAAUGGCAAGAUUAUGAUGGAGAAUAGAAGUUAUGAAAGGCACACUACAAUGUCGAAACAUGUUUACUUUUAUGUUGACUCCUGUGUAUGUUUCAACCAUUUGGUGAUUUUAGAACUUAGAAUUUGAGAGUAAAGGAACGUCAGACAAAGUUCACUUGUAGGUGUCACAUAGGCGAUGAUUGUUCACUAUCUCUAUCCUCUCCGUGCUUGAGUUCAAACUGUAGAUAGAAUAUUGCAGAAUUAUUUAGACAGAUCUGUUUUUUUUUUAAGUUCUAGACAGAUCUGAUGGGUUCAAACUUUACAGUUGAAACAUCAGAUAGAUUUUGCUUGCAGUCUUUACAUAGCGAAUGAUAGUUCAUCAUCUCUCCUC